AUGGGUUGUGGAAAAUCAAAACAUGAUGUUGCUUCAGAAAACACCACAACCCUCUCACGCAAAAAAUCAAGUGUCACCUUCAAAGAAGAACAAGAAAAUGAGACACAAACAAAUGACAUAAACAACAAUGUUGACAACAAUGUAAGUUCAGUUGUAAAAGUGGAAGAGAAGGAAAAUGAAGUUGGUGUUGAAGAAGGUAAUAAGGAAGAUGAAAUUAAUGAUGUUAAAGAUGAAGAGAAAACAAAUGAUAAAGAAAAGAAGGAGGAUGAUGUUGUAGAGGGAUCUUCUAAUGAAGUUGAGAAAAAUGUGAAAGUAAAUGUAGAGGAAGAAAUUUUACCUAUAGAAGAAGAAGUUUUGUUUACAGAAAAAGUUUUGUCUACGAAAGAAGAAGCUUUUUCUACGGAAAAAGUUUUGUAUAUGAAAGAAGAAAUUUUACCUAUGGAAGAAGUUUUGCCUACAGAAGAAGAAAUUUUGCUUACGGAAGAAGAAAUUGUAGAAGACAUGAAUGUUUCGACCACUGAAGUUGAAGGUGAAAAUAAUUAA
Cicer arietinum (chickpea) is the source of this 543-nucleotide messenger RNA. Lineage: Eukaryota; Viridiplantae; Streptophyta; Magnoliopsida; Fabales; Fabaceae. The record is from RefSeq and is a predicted model, not a curated record.